Pseudogymnoascus verrucosus is the source of this 1179-nucleotide messenger RNA. RefSeq lists its product as uncharacterized. NCBI's taxonomy places the organism in Eukaryota, Fungi, Ascomycota, Leotiomycetes, Thelebolales, Thelebolaceae. The record is from RefSeq and is a predicted model, not a curated record. The transcript has 4 exons. Bases 200 to 973 code for a protein of 257 amino acids. Gene Ontology annotation, cellular component: cytosol. Gene Ontology annotation, molecular function: RNA binding.
UAGCGUGAAAAUGCAUCUUGGCGCUUUGAAAACGCACGGAUUCAGGUUUGGAGGGGCGGUGAAUUACCCCUCCUUUUUGGGCAGCAACUGUGAUUCACGCCAAAGCGAAAGCAAGUAAACAGCUCUUUGACAGUUAUUCUCUCGAGUUCGAAACUUAUCACACACUUUCUAUUUCAAAUACUUCCUCAAACGACCGAAAAUGGCUCCAGGAGGACCCCCAGGAAGCAGCAGCAGAGGACGUGGCGGAAAGUUCAAGAAGUUCACUCGCGGAGGCGGCAAGCACUUCUCGAAGAACCUACGACCUCUCGAUGCCGAUGGAAACGAGCUCGGAAUGUGGGGUGAAGGCGCUGAGGCUGCCGAAUCCUCUGAGGAAGAAGAGGAGGACGACUCCGAAGAGGAGAGCGAGGAUGACGCCAACAAGCCCGAGAUGACCCGUGAGGAGCGCCGUGCCGCUGCUAAGGCGAAGAAAGAGGCUGCUAUCGCGAAGAAGAAGAACACCGUGGCACAGCCCGGCGAUCUUCCAAGCAGCUCGGAGGAAGAGGAGGAUAGCGAGGAUGAUGAUAUGCCUGCCAACCCCAACCAUAGCAAGGCAGCCAGGAACCAGGCGAGCGCACCACCUAUCAGUGUGGACGAGGCUGCCGACGGAGUCAAGGGCCUUAGCGUCGGUGGCAAGGGCAAGCCAAAGCCAGUUGGCGAGUUGAGCAGACGCGAGAGGGAGGCGUUACAAGCGCAACAAGCCAAGGAGAGAUAUCAGAAGAUGCAUGAGGCUGGCAAGACCGAUGAAGCGAAGGCUGAUUUGGCAAGACUGAAGCUGAUUAAGGAGAAGAGAGAGGCUGAGGCUGCGAGGAAGCAGGCUGAGAAGGAAGAGCGUGAAGAGGCCGAUAAGGCCAAGAAGGCGGAAGUCGAGGCCCGCGAGCAGAAGAGGAAGGAGGCUGCUAUGGGGCCCACCAAGAAGAAGGUUGUCAAGAAGUAAACUUGCUGUUGUUCUUGGAUUAGUUCGAGAGGCCCACAAGGCGAAAGCUGGGGUCCUCCAGACAUCUUCAACAGAACUUUUACCAGCCGCCUGUUGGAAUUAUCAUCGUGGGAAAGUGGAUAACUAUCUCGCAUACGUUCUCUUACAUAGAUUAUACUAUAUGAGAUUUACUAUGACAAAUAAUGAUGGACGAUUUUAGUGCUGGU